Aspergillus tubingensis is the source of this 468-nucleotide messenger RNA. Its product is annotated as transcription factor ACEII. The record is from RefSeq and is a predicted model, not a curated record. The coding region runs from base 1 to 468 and encodes 155 amino acids. The transcript has a single exon. Lineage: Eukaryota; Fungi; Ascomycota; Eurotiomycetes; Eurotiales; Aspergillaceae.
AUGACACCAGGAGAGAACGGUCGUUCGCCAUAUGAGCGAGAACUUGUUUACUCCAAACCUGGCAGCACUGUCGCUCCUACUCCUGCUGCUGCUACUGCUACUGUCGGGAUAGCAGAGGUACCGCCGCCAUCAGGACCACCAUCCAUUGGUGAAUGGAACAUGUUCGAUAUCUUCAGCUUCCCAAUCCCGCAUGAUAACUCGCAGGAGAAUGUCAUUCCACCAUUGUGGACUCCAGAUAGUGCUGUUCCUCCGAUGCCCAGCUUAACAGAUUAUCUCCAACUGCCUGCCCAUCGAUUAGCACGCCUGAGCACUCAACCCGGAGUCCUCGAAGAUAGAAGCGCAUCCUCCGGACUACUAGACUCACUGCGCGACAUCAACCAAGAGCUCUCCAACGUUAACUCCUAUUAUUAUCAGAAGAUCGCGUUUUGUACACGCAUAAACCCUAAAUAUAAUAGGCGAGCACGGUAA